Messenger RNA from Rattus norvegicus (Norway rat), 4801 nucleotides. The record is from RefSeq and is a predicted model, not a curated record. Lineage: Eukaryota; Metazoa; Chordata; Mammalia; Rodentia; Muridae.
AUAGGUUGUUUAAGGUGGAUCCAAGAACCACAGGCUCAGACAAACUACUUUUGUAUCAUUUUUGGAUCUGGAAUUAAACGUGAGCCCCAUUACCGGAAACAGCUUGGGCCCCAAUCUCCUUGUUGGUGAAGAGAAGAGCCUGAGGACUGUUUUUUGACGUUUCCUGAGAUUAAGGGAUGCCUCAGUGAGGACUUGGCCAUGUGAGUCCGUCUGCAGUCAUAUAUUUCGUAACACGGGGACUGCGGGAACAUUUUUGAGUUUCCUGAGGCCUAAAGGAAACUCUGGGCUGAUUUCUGGAACAGAGCGCCUCCCCAGGCUUUCACAGGUGGUGAUCUUGUACACUCAGCGCCAUUUUGUCAGACGCCUAGAAGGGUGGUCGCCUCGCUGUUACAGUUGAGGUAAGAAUUUCAGGCUUGCUCUGAAACCUUCAUGGACAGAAAGAUCCUAAAUAAUAGUGCUUCACCCCUUUAGUCUGCUUAGCUCCCAGUCAGGUAACUUUUUGUCAACUAACUCCGUACUCCUGGAUUCUAGAGAUGGUCGAAAGUCACUGUAAACUUUCCCUGAGGAAAAGCGAUGGAAUAGUUGGCCAUUUCAAACAGGUAGCUAAGACUAGACUGUGAAAACAGUGGUUGGACCAAAGUCACCCAGAUCAUAUGGUGUUAAGAAUACAACCUCACCAAAUUGGGACAGCUGCGAGGGAAUGAGCGCCUAAUCUACUUGUCCAGGACUGUCCUUGGGCACCAUUUCCAGUGUUCCCAGAAAUGCGUGACGGUGUGACAUUUUUAUUCUGAUGCAAAGUGGAUGUGUAGGUUAUUUAAGCUGGAUCCAAGGACCACAGGCCCCGACAAAUGAGGUAGAUGUUUGUCGUUUUGGGGUCCUGAAGCAAACGGAGCCCAAUUCUCGAAAGACUAUUGUUCUGGUUUCCAUGGCCGAGGAGUCCGCAGGCUGAGGGCCUUUUGCUGAGGUCCAUUGAGUUUCAAAGAUGCCUCGGUGCUGACCUGGUAGUGUAUGAGACACUCCACAGUCAUCUAUAUCUAUCGACAUAGGGGGCUGCGAGAACAUUUUUGAGUUUCCUGAGUUUAAAGGAACCUCGGUGCUGACUUGUGGUAUAGAGCGCCUCCCCAGGCUUUCAUAUCCGGAGACUUUGUGGACUCGGCGCCAUUUAGUGAGAUGCCUGGAAGGGAGGUCGCUUCUCUCUGCCAGUUGGUGUAAGAAUUUCAGGCUCACUCGGUACCUUUCAGGAGAGAAGCUUCCCCAAAUAAUACAGCUGCAUCUCUUUGGCCUCCCUAACCCCCAGUUGAGUAAGCUUGUGGGAAUGAACUCCUUACUUCGGGUUUCUGGAGACUGUCUUUUCCUUUUUCUAACAUUCCCGGAGGAAUUCAGGUGGAAUCUCGAGAUGAGUGAAACGAGUAGCUUUGAACGGAUUGUGGAAACAUUGUUUUUUUGUUUUUUUUUUUUAAGGGAACCACGAAUGCUAAUGUUUUAAUGAUGUAACCUGCACCAAACAGGGGCAUGCUCGUGGGAAUGAGAUUCCUCUGAGACUCUUUGGUGCUAUUUCAGAGGUACUCACAGAUGCAGGAUCAGGUGACAUUUUCCUUGUGAAGUUUACAUGGGGAGUAAACGUUAGUGGGUUUCUGAAGCUGGAUCCAGGAUCCAUAGGACCAGAGAAUUAAGUUAGAUUUGUAUUCAUUUGGGGUCUUGACGCAAACAGGCACUACUUAUUGGAAAGAGCUGGACCUUCAGUUCUGUUAUCAGUGAACUCUGAAACCUGAAUUCCAUUUUGUGAGAUUUUGUUGAGUUUAAAGAGUGCUUCAGUGCUGACUUUAGCUAAUGAGACAGAUAUCUACACCCAUCUAAUUGUGGUGACACCGGGAAUUUGGGGAUGUAUUCUGAGGUUCUUUAAUUUUAUGAAAAUUUCUGUGCUGACUUUUGAGAUAGAGUGAUUGUCCAGUCCUAAACAUCUGGUGACUUUGUGGAUGCAGCACCAUAUUGUGAGACAGCUGGAUUGUUGGUGGCCUCGCUGUGCCUUUCCAGUUGAGGAAGGUGAGCCUAUCCACUGAAGGAUAUCAGAGCAGCAGUUGGAGUAUCAGAAAAUUAUCAGAAGAGGUGUCCAGCAUUUGUAAGCAGUCUAGGUCUCAAGGAACUGAGAUCCUGGGAAGGGGGAGUUUGACUGGAGAUAUCAGAGUGAAUAUCUCAAGAGGGCAAGGACUGAAGGUCUGUGUCCUCCUUGUUCUGAUUAGGACAGUAUCCAGCCUGUCUGUACCAAGGAAAACCACAAUGGAUGAUGCCCAUAACAUCCAAUACAGCAACCUCCAAGACAAUGCUCAGGCCGAACAGGAGUUGGACAAUGCCCAGGCUACCAUGGCUGCAGCAGAGGAGGAAGAAGCCACCUCCACCUCAAAGGCCGAGUAUGGUAGUGGAAUACCAAGUCCUCUCCAGAGUCCUGAGAGAGCCUGCUCUCCCUCUGUGGCACUGGCCUCCAUUCCUGUAGGCCCAUCUGAGGAGGCUUCCAUCAGACAAUUAGAGGCGCUGGAAGACCCACUCUAUUUGUUGCACAAUGCACAGAACGUAAAGGUGUAUGAUUUGGUGGACUUUCUGCUUUUCAAAUAUCAAACGAAGGCAUUCACUACCAAAGCAGAAAUGCUGGAAACCAUUGGUAGAGAGUAUGAUGAAUAUUAUCCUCUGAUCUUUAGUGAGGCCUCUGAGUGCAUGAAGCUGGUCUUUGGCCUUGACAUAGUAGAAGUGGACCCUUCUGUCCAUUCCUAUGUCCUUGUCACUGCCCUGGGCAUCACCUAUGAUGGGAUGCUGACUGAUGUCCAGGGUAUGCCCAAGACAGGUGUCCUCAUAGUUGUACUGGGUGUCAUUUUUAUGAAGGGAAACUAUGUCAGUGAGGACAUUAUCUGGGAAAUGCUGAAUAAUAUAGGGUUGUGUGGUGGGAUGGAUCCUUACAUACAUAGAGACCCCAGGAAGCUCAUCUCUGAGGAGUUUGUCCAGGAAGGGUACCUGGAAUACAGACAGGUGCCUAACAGUGAUCCUCCUAGCCAUGUGUUCCUGUGGGGCCCAAGGGCCUUUGCAGAAACCACCAAAUUGAAAGUCUUGCAGUUUUUUGCUAGCAUUACUAAGACUCAUCCCAGAGCAUACCCUGAAAAAUAUGCAGAAGCUCUGAGAGAUGAGAUAGACAGGGUCGAGGCCUGGAUCUUCAGCAGAUGCUUCGACAUCUCUGAUCUGGGCACUGUCUACUGGAUUGUUGGUGGCCUCGCUGUGCCUUUCCAGUUGAGGAAGGUGAGCCUAUCCACUGAAGGAUAUCAGAGCAGCAGUUGGAGUAUCAGAAAAUUAUCAGAAGAGGUGUCCAGCAUUUGUAAGCAGUCUAGGUCUCAAGGAACUGAGAUCCUGGGAAGGGGGAGUUUGACUGGAGAUAUCAGAGUGAAUAUCUCAAGAGGGCAAGGACUGAAGGUCUGUGUCCUCCUUGUUCUGAUUAGGACAGUAUCCAGCCUGUCUGUACCAAGGAAAACCACAAUGGAUGAUGCCCAUAACAUCCAAUACAGCAACCUCCAAGACAAUGCUCAGGCCGAACAGGAGUUGGACAAUGCCCAGGCUACCAUGGCUGCAGCAGAGGAGGAAGAAGCCACCUCCACCUCAAAGGCCGAGUAUGGUAGUGGAAUACCAAGUCCUCUCCAGAGUCCUGAGAGAGCCUGCUCUCCCUCUGUGGCACUGGCCUCCAUUCCUGUAGGCCCAUCUGAGGAGGCUUCCAUCAGACAAUUAGAGGCGCUGGAAGACCCACUCUAUUUGUUGCACAAUGCACAGAACGUAAAGGUGUAUGAUUUGGUGGACUUUCUGCUUUUCAAAUAUCAAACGAAGGCAUUCACUACCAAAGCAGAAAUGCUGGAAACCAUUGGUAGAGAGUAUGAUGAAUAUUAUCCUCUGAUCUUUAGUGAGGCCUCUGAGUGCAUGAAGCUGGUCUUUGGCCUUGACAUAGUAGAAGUGGACCCUUCUGUCCAUUCCUAUGUCCUUGUCACUGCCCUGGGCAUCACCUAUGAUGGGAUGCUGACUGAUGUCCAGGGUAUGCCCAAGACAGGUGUCCUCAUAGUUGUACUGGGUGUCAUUUUUAUGAAGGGAAACUAUGUCAGUGAGGACAUUAUCUGGGAAAUGCUGAAUAAUAUAGGGUUGUGUGGUGGGAUGGAUCCUUACAUACAUAGAGACCCCAGGAAGCUCAUCUCUGAGGAGUUUGUCCAGGAAGGGUACCUGGAAUACAGACAGGUGCCUAACAGUGAUCCUCCUAGCCAUGUGUUCCUGUGGGGCCCAAGGGCCUUUGCAGAAACCACCAAAUUGAAAGUCUUGCAGUUUUUUGCUAGCAUUACUAAGACUCAUCCCAGAGCAUACCCUGAAAAAUAUGCAGAAGCUCUGAGAGAUGAGAUAGACAGGGUCGAGGCCUGGAUCUUCAGCAGAUGCUUCGACAUCUCUGAUCUGGGCACUGUCUAGUGCACUGGCAAUUCAUAUCUAACAUCAGGUCAGACAGAGUAGUCACUGAUCCAGCUAUUGUACCCUCAACUGGGAGCUGGUGGGAGGAGAGCAUAAAGCUUUCUAUGUUUAUUCUAUUUGGGUGACUUUAGGAUUCUUGGCAUUUCAAAAUGUUAAUACUCUUAUUAUAAGUUGCAUUAUGUUCAAGUUUAAUCUUUUUGCAAUGCAUGCAUUCUUGUUUUCCAGAUUUGAAACUGCAUGAGGAUGACUUCUGUCUGUCUUUGUAAAAUGUCCCAACCUACUAGUACACUGAAAUUGGAAUUAAGUUGGUAAUGGAAAAAAU